Molecule: messenger RNA, 5358 nt
Organism: Dromaius novaehollandiae (emu)
Lineage: Eukaryota; Metazoa; Chordata; Aves; Casuariiformes; Dromaiidae
Gene: DCP1A
Product: decapping mRNA 1A
Exons: 10
Coding region: 16-2097 (693 amino acids)
Biological process (GO): deadenylation-dependent decapping of nuclear-transcribed mRNA; positive regulation of catalytic activity; deadenylation-independent decapping of nuclear-transcribed mRNA
Cellular component (GO): P-body
Molecular function (GO): mRNA binding; enzyme activator activity
Source: RefSeq, a predicted model, not a curated record
UUCAACUUGGAAGCAAUGUCGUUUUCAACCCAGACAGCCCAGGCCCCUCAGUUUCAUGGCAGUCAGACCAGCACGAACCCUUCUGUAAAGGGCAAUUCCACCACGACUGCACCCAAUAAAACCCGAAGGCAGCGCUCGCUGAGGGCACUACGCUUGUUUCUGGGGGAAGGAGGUGGCGGCCUCGCUCCGGCCCGGCGCUGCAGGCGUCGGGCGGCCCGGAACGGCCCGGAACGGCAGGCGCGGGGCCGGGGUUCCGGCCGGCGGCGGGGUCCGGCGCGCCGGGGACGCCGCGCCGCCGUUUCUUGCCCGCCCCCGCGGUUGCUGCCGGGAUCCAAGAUGGAGUCGCUGAGCAGAGCGGGGCAGGAGAUCAGCCUGGCGGCCUUAAAGCAGCACGACCCCUACAUCACCAGCAUUGCCGACGUGACCGGCCAGGUAGCGCUCUACAGCUUCAGCCCCAAGGCCAACGAGUGGGAGAAGACAGACAUAGAAGGUACCUUAUUUGUGUACAAAAGGUCAGCUUCUCCUUAUCAUGGUUUUACGAUAGUGAAUCGACUGAACAUGCACAAUCUAGUUGAACCAGUAAAUAAAGACUUGGAGUUCCAGCUCCAUGAACCUUUUCUUCUCUACAGAAAUGCUAGCUUGUCAAUUUACAGUAUCUGGUUUUAUGACAAGAAUGACUGCCAUCGAAUAGCGAAACUCAUGGCUAAAGUGGUGGAACAAGAAGCUCAGAGAUCUCAGCAAGUUUGCCAUGACAGAAAAAGUCCCAGCAGAACCAAUGGCUGCAGUGAAAACAGGCCCAUUGACAUCCUGGAAAUGCUUAGUAAAGCCAAGGAUGAAUACGAACGAAAUCAGAUCAGUGACUUGAGUAUUGUAUCAAGUUCUGGAAUUCAACAAAAUGCAAAUCCCUCAAAGCCAGAAAGCACAGAGACUUCAGAACAAGCAACUUCAUUACAAAUGCAAGAUCAGCCAUUUCAGUCAAGGCAAAAGCAUCUGACUUUGGAAGAGCUGUUUGGAACUUCUGUGCCAAAGGAACAAGCAGCAGUUCCGUAUCCCACCCCAGAGCGGAUGGAGAAGUCGCAGCCUGACACCUCUGCCAGAGAGCAGGGCAGUUUGCUCUUGCCUUUUUCCUUUGAUCAGUCAACAGUAAUACACCAGCCGUUAGGGAAAUCAGAAAGUCCCGGGGUUAAAACCAGUACCAAUGCUCUGAAUCAGCAGGAAUGUUUAACACCUAUGCUAAUACCUCCAGCUUCAGUUUCCCAGCCUGAUGUAAAAAAUGUUUCAAGCUAUUCGGUUCGUUUAAGCCCUGUUCUUAAUUUAGCCUCGACAAUGGAAGCUGCCCCUGCUCAGAUGCUUCCUGGCCUAAAACAAAACAACAGCAUAAUGCAAGUUAUGCAGCAAGCUGCCAAGCAGAUAUCCCCACUAGUGAAUCAGCCGCCGUCUGAAGUGAACCACGCUCCACAAAAUCUAAUGGCUGGCCAAAGCCAGUUUAUACCACCCUUGACAUCAACAAAUACAGGAACUGUCUCAAAUACGCCCCAUACAAGUGUUGAUCUUCUCCAGAAACUCAGGUUGACCCCACAGCAUGACCAAAUGCAACAGCAGUCUGUCCCUAAGGCUUCCUUAACACCAAACGCCUCUGCCUCGGUUGGCCAACUUGCAACACCAGAAAGCUUCAAAGAAUCGCACAGUAAACCAUCACCCUUGAACAGCAAGAUAAUCUCUCCACUUCAGACUGUACAACAAAACAAGGAAUCAGAAGUGUUUCCACAGCCGAAGACUUUGUCUAAAGCAAGUCAGGUUGCACCUCCACAGUUUGUUACAACCACGACUACAGUAACUCCUUCAAUCCUCUUGUCUCCUAGCGUUUUCCAGCAGUCUGUUACAAAAACUACUGAAGGGGACAAUAAAGCCAGUUCUUCUUCUCCUUUAACACUUGGAACAACUGAAAUUCAGACUCUACCUCCUACUGUUCUCAGUAGGUCUCAGCUUCAGGAAGCACUGAUACAUCUAAUAAAGAAUGAUUCCCGAUUUCUCAGCACUAUUCAUGAAGUCUACUUGCAAGUCCUAACCAAGAAUACAGACAACAACAAGCUAUAAUUGAAGUUAAAUCUUGGAAUAUGUCCACUUUAGAAACAAUUAUGCCUCAUAUAUAAAACUAAUAUUUUUUUAAAAGAAUAUUUAGUUUUCAAUGUCUUGAAUUUGAACCUAUUAGGAAAGACUAUUCCUUAAAUAAUUAUGAAAGUAAUGUUCUCAGAAGUGAUCUAAGUUUUCACUGUGAUCAUCACCAGCAAACCUUUGUUUUUAUUGGGAAAGGGAGUUAAGUUGCAUAUGAGCUCUCACUAGCAUUAAGUGAAAGUGCAAAUGUUUGCUCUGGCUUUCAUUCCAAGCUGUCUUUGCUUUUCAAGAGCUACAGAAUCAAUACUACUUAAACCAGCAAAUACCUAAUACAGUACACUACACCAAACCAGAAGAACAAAAUUCAGUAGUGUGAACCUAGGCCCAGUUUUAAGGACUAACCAAAAGUAGGAGAGGGUAAUGCCUUGUGAUUAAGUUGGCAGGUGUGGGGAAGAGAGAUUGGGAAAUCAGGCCUUUGGAGCUAGGUUUUAACACAGGGAUUAAAAACACGAUUUGCUUGUGAUCAGUAAACAGUCUUUAGCUAAUGCACAUGAAUUUCUUUUAAAUAUUCCUUUACCCAUACCUGUUUCUGCAUUUCUGACAUUAAAUAGGUAUCCAAGUGAGUAAGGCCAUUUUCUCUAAAAAGGUAGAAUUUGAAAUAUGCAAAAUCCUCAAAGUGAUUCUAUCAUCUUUAAGCAGCAGUGUAAUUCUAUUGGAUGUUGAAAUUUUAUUUUAUAGUGGAAGACCACUGCAAGCCCAUCUUCUUGUUCAGUGGUGUUCAGUAUAAUAAUUGAAAUAUUUUGUUUCCCUUUAGCUUAAGGAUGGACCAGUAUUAUAGUGGGAUUUCAUUCCUCAGUUGUAUUAGAAUUGCAGUGUUGAAAACUAUGCAGAUGGGGAACAAAUGCAUGCUCUUCUUCUGUUGCCCUCUCCACAGAUUGUUUCUUCAUACUUCAUAGUGUGAAUUUUAUCUGAUUAAAAUGCUACAGCUUCUUAUAUGCAAUCUAGUAAUUCACUGUUCACUAAUGUAAGUAUUUAACUUCCUACUUUACUGUUUGAAAUCAAAACAUUUCUGAUGGUAUUCUCCUGUGCUGCUGUGUUGGUCUGCCCACUUCUGUGUGGCAUGUAGAGGGAGUAGGUCACAACUUUUUCCAACAAUAGUAGUUUUAAAGAAUGCUUUUCCAGUAGCAAAGUUUUGGUUUGUUGAGUGAAAAGAUAAUUUGUAGUAAGUUAUGAUGCACUGCUUCUCCCCCACCCCAGCACUAUUGAAAUAUGAAGAAAAAAAAUUGUUUGGCUCCUGGCAAAAAAUAUUUAUAUAUAUAUAUAUAUAUCUUAAGGAUUAGUUAAUGUUGACAUAGUCAAGGUGCACAGCUGUUUAAUUGAAAACUAGUAAUUAAGCUUUAAUUGUGACUUGUUCACAAAUCAGUAUGUUUUAGAUGCAUCAAAUAUUUGUUUUAUGUAUUUGAUCUUUUAUUUUUUCAUAGCUUUUUCUGAGGAAAAUAUAUUUUGUUUAGCACUACCUGCCUUCUGUAAAGCUCUUCUCAGCCCUUGAGUUCAGUGUUUCCAGUUAAAAUAUGUAGUAUUUUGUUAGAAAAAUGUGCAAAAUUCAGGGAAAGACGCUAAUGUCAUGCACAUUUACCAAGAAAUAUAUUGGCUUUAAUGGUAGCAUUUGAAUUCAGCAAUAUAUACUGUGUGAGCCUUGUUAAGGAAGAUAGGAGCUUCCUACAUAAAUUCUAGUGAUGUAAUUCUGUGUAUAUACAUAAACAAUGAGAUUCAAAUUAGGUCUAAGGUCUAAAAUUUUUUUUUUGUGAAAAACUUAGUAAGGAAAAGAGAACAAAUAAGUGAGCAGUUCCUAUGGGGGGGAAAAAGAAUUGAUAGCCUAAACCAAAUAGAGUUUCUUUUUCUCUGGAUUUAGCAAAGACUAAGUCCAUAACUUCUUGCUUUUUAUGAACAGUUUCCAGUUUCUUCAAAGGAAUUUGAAAGAUUUGAUGCAAGUUUCCAAGAAUAGAAAUAUUGGAAGCUGAUAGCAAAUAUUUGUACUGUUUGCUAAAUAGUCUCAUCCUUAGUGUCAUAUCCAAAGAUCUAUAGAAAUGACGGGAAGAGGUUGUAGUUUGAGUUCCUAGCUCAUAUACAAUUGAUAAAAAUAAUACUGUUUAAAGUAGCAGUGCUAUUAUGAGAGUUUGACUGUACUCUGAAUAUCUUGCAUUUGUUGCCAGCUGUCCAGGAACCUCCAUGAACAGUUGGCAGAUCCCUACUUUGCUUUGCUUUUGUAGUAUACUAGUUUAAACUUUUUCCCAGCUUUCAAAAUGAAUUGAAAUAGAAGCAAAGUGAAAUAACAGUUACUAGGCAGGCACUCUUACUACAAACAAACCCAUUCAUCUUGAACGCCUACACGCUUAUUCUGACGUCUAUAUAUGUAGCCAAUGGACACUGGAGAGAACAAAGGUGUUCUGUAAUAAUAUGCUGCAGAGUUUGUCUGCCAUACGAGACAAGUGCCAGGGUAGCGCAUUUAACAGAUGAACCCUUUAAUGAAAAAUUGCAUUGUAAAACACAAGCUCAACUGCAGUGUACAACUUGAGUUUAAAUGUGGAAUAUGUUAUUUGACAUAAAAUAACCACAACUGUGUUUUUUUGUUUUGGGUUUUUUUUCUGAUCACUUUAACUUUUUGUAUAAAUCUAAAAUUAUCAGCUUGUCUCAGUGCUUGAUUUGUUAGCUGCAUGUAGUGAUCACUAAUGCAUAGCAAGUUACCAUGACUCAUCACAGCAACUUCUCACAACCAUUUUCAAGUAACUUUUAUUUUGGUAAAACUACUGGCUUACUGGGAUUUUACCGAUUAGUUCUGAGAACGAAAAGAUAAGUUUGGACUGUAUUUCCAAAAAGAAUUGUAUUAUCUAAGCAUGUGUUUUAUGGCCAGCAUUAAGUCACUUUAAACAAAAAACAGAAAGCAAAAGUAAAAAUUCAGACUUAAUCAAAGACAGUUUUGAAACCUACUGAAGCUGCUGAAUUAUUCAGGAAAAUCAAGAUUUUCAGUUUUGUAGUUAGAAUUUAUCUGCUGUUACUUAAUAAUGCAAAGCUGAUAUGAAAGGUGCCUAACAGCUAUUAACUGAGAAGCAGUAUAUCUUUCCAAAUUAAACAAGAUUUGUGGAAUGAUUGAAUGAAAUUUUAAAAAGUGAUUCAUUUUAAUUUCAUAAAAAGUAAAUGCUUAACUGCCUAUGUAUACAUACUCAAUACAAUAUUGAAACACUU